ACUAUCGGAAGGUCGGUGAGGAUGAUGAUAAGGCCCUUCUUCAUAAUUGGUGGGACGCAUUUAUAAAGGGCCAGGUCUACUGUCGAAUUGAAAGUGCCGUGCUGAAAUUUCAGCUUGAAAAUGGCUCGACAACUCACAAGGACUCGAGACAAUGUUUAGCCUCGACCAACUACCUUGAUAAUGAUGGUGUCGCUAAGUUAAUUUGCACAAUACCAUGGCACUCAAUAAAUCGGAAGCGCAGCGCUUCAGCGGUGGAGACAGAUUCUCCUGAGGGACCAACAAUGAAAAGGCCGAGACUAGACACCAUACCCGGAAUCAAGCUGGCUAAACUGCAACAACUUGUCAGCCAAUUCUCCCAGCAAUCGAACGACUGGGAAAAAUUCGCUCCUGAUGGAUUCAUAAAAGAAAUGACCCUCCGUUACAACCAAAUCAUGGGUCUGACUGCCGAAACGGUUGAAGAGUUUAUUAAAGGUGGUGGACUCGAGCAGUGUAAUAACGCCCUGAGAUAUUAUGGUGACAAAUUGAGGAAUCCGUUUGUCCCCACAAGUCUGGAAGAUAAAGAGCGCGGUCAAGAGGCUUAUGAACAAAUGGACAAAUAUGUGAAUGAUUUUGUGUCCUUGCUAACCGACGAAAGAGCCCUGUGGCAAUCAUUUCCGGUCAGUCAACCUGAUUCUUCUAGCGACGAAUGUAACGCCUUUUCCAUUGGCAGACGUCACCGCCCGACGACAUUUAACGGUCAACGCUUUGUUCGGGGGACACCAGCCAGCGGCAAAUCCACUCUCGCGCAGUUAUUGGCGCUUCACAUAAAAAAUAUAGAAGGAGUGAAUCCAAUC
Molecule: messenger RNA, 833 nt
Organism: Acaulospora colombiana
Lineage: Eukaryota; Fungi; Glomeromycota; Glomeromycetes; Diversisporales; Acaulosporaceae
Source: the annotation of a GenBank genome assembly